Molecule: messenger RNA, 2220 nt
Organism: Lytechinus pictus (painted urchin)
Lineage: Eukaryota; Metazoa; Echinodermata; Echinoidea; Temnopleuroida; Toxopneustidae
Product: zinc finger protein 208-like
Exons: 1
Coding region: 1-2220 (739 amino acids)
Biological process (GO): regulation of transcription by RNA polymerase II
Cellular component (GO): nucleus
Molecular function (GO): DNA-binding transcription activator activity, RNA polymerase II-specific; RNA polymerase II cis-regulatory region sequence-specific DNA binding
Source: RefSeq, a predicted model, not a curated record
AUGGUUGGAGAAGGUUAUCUGCAACAAACUGGCAUGCUAGCUGACUCCUUCACUUGUGGACUUUGCCAGAAACCCUGUGGGAACAGAACUAAUUAUACUGUUCAUCUUAGGAUCAAGCAUGCCAAGGAACUGCCUUAUGAGUGUCAUGUGUGCGAAGAGAGAUUCCCUACUGAGGCCGUUCUGAAGGACCAUGCACAAACCAAUCACCAGUCGGGAGACAAGGACUAUCGUUUCAAAUGCGGUGCUUGCGGAGCAAGGUUCAGGCUGAAGCUCGAUCUUCAUGCCCACAUGCUUUCUCACAAUGAAUAUGAACUGUUCCCCUGCCACCUCUGUCAGAGGACCUUCUCGGAAAGGGAAGAACUUUCAGAGCACUUAUGUGAGCAUAUGAAAGCUCGGAACAAGAGAGUCCGCUGUCCCUUGUGCGGUAAGCUCUUCAACCGAGCUCGAAAUCUUGCCAUCCAUCUCGGGACCCAUAGUGCUACAUACAUAUGCCAGCUUUGUGAGAAUAAAACUCGGAUGCUGGAAUGCGAGACAUAUGAUGAUCUUCAGGCCCUUCUUGGCAUGAAUACAACUGCACUUUUGCAUACUUCUGAAGAAAACCAUUUCAAACAAGAAGAACCUUCAGAUAAUCGGGAAACGCUUGUAUGUAAACUAUGUCGGACAACUUUAGCAAAUGUACAGGAACGCAGUAGACAUCAUUGCAAGGUUUAUCACUGCAGGAACUGCUCAAAAUAUUUUUGCUGUCCAGACCCCUUGGAUGCUGAUGGAAAGCCCUGGGAUGUUGAGGAGAAUUAUCUGUGUCACACCUGCAUCCGUUCUCUUUGUCUCAUGGACAAGAUGCCACCAGAUGAAACGUCUACCUCGGUAGAUAGGAUUACGGCCAAGUGCUGGAUAUGUGCAGAGACCUUCUCCAAGGUGAUCCCAACCUAUCACAAGGUAAUUAUGAAACUGCCAAGUCCUAACCAGUCAUGCUCCGAUGACGAACCAGAAAACCUUUCUCUCAGCUUGCAAUGCAAAAUAUGUGGCAAUGUAUACCCCAAAAUGUCAGACUUGCAGAAGCAUUACAUGAUCCAUGAACUAAACCACUUAUAUCGAUGUAGAUUUUGCGAUACAAUCUGGGAUAGGAAGAGGAUGUACAGGCGCCAUAUGCAGACCCACAAGGUAAAGCCUUACAGGUGUCCAAAGUGCUACAAGGCAUUCUCAAAUGAGAAUCGUCUUAGGAGACACAUUGAUAAGCACGUGAGAAGGCACCUUAAAAGAAAGGGACAAAUUCAUUCUGAUCCUUCUUUAAUUUUCUCUGCUAGUGAUGGGGCAAAGAAGAGGUUUAAUAAGAAACGAAAAAAGCGGGCAAAAGGGAAGAUGAAAAAGAAAUCGAAAAGGAAGGUGAAAACUAAAGGUAAAAAAACAGACGCAAAUGCUGGAGAGAAUGGAGAUGUGUUAGAACCGGGAAAGUGUUUGCAGGUAGAACACCGAAAUGUCUACCAGAGGAAAGGAGAAGAGUCUGGGAAAUAUGUCUGCGACAUCUGCAACCUGUCCUGCGUAAACAAUCUGCACCUUUACAACCACAAGAUGGUCCACGCGGGGCAGAAGAUACGCCCAUGCGACAUUUGCGGGCAAGGUUACAGAUCGAAUUACGAACUCAUGAAGCACAAAGAAGACCAGCACAGUCAGUGCCACUGCCAGAUCUGCGGCAAAGGCUUCCUGUCCACAAGCGAUCUUGAGGUUCACCACAAGGAGAAGCACGUGAAGGAUCCGUUGACUUGCGCCACAUGUGGCAAGGUGUGUGUGAACGAGCGCCAUCUGGAGAAUCACCGCGUUGUCCACACUGGCAGGAAGCUCUUUGUUUGCGAAUUCUGCGGGCAAGGUUUCCAUCUUCGCUACGCCCUGGUCGAGCAUUUGGGGAUCCAUACCGGCCAAAAACCCCAUCGCUGUGAUAUCUGCCAACAGAGUUUUUCCCAAACUGAAGACCUGCUACAACACAAGAAGUUGAUGCACAGUCAAGAGCAUCCGGGACUUGUCAUUGGAAAUGACUUCAUCAAGGAAGAGCCUAUAGAAGAAGUUGAUCAUUCAGGCCAGUCAUUAAAUGCCUUCAUCGAAAAAGAAGAAAUAGAGCAUCCGGGACUAGUCAUUGGAACUGACUUCAUCAAGAAAGAAGCUAUAGAUCAGAUUCAAGAAGUUGAUCAGUCGAUACAGUCAUAUAAUUCUGAUGUGGAUAAUUGA